Molecule: messenger RNA, 2369 nt
Organism: Dendronephthya gigantea
Lineage: Eukaryota; Metazoa; Cnidaria; Anthozoa; Malacalcyonacea; Nephtheidae
Product: delta-type opioid receptor-like
Exons: 3
Coding region: 309-1418 (369 amino acids)
Biological process (GO): G protein-coupled receptor signaling pathway
Cellular component (GO): membrane
Molecular function (GO): G protein-coupled receptor activity
Source: RefSeq, a predicted model, not a curated record
GUUUGGUCGAAAGAGAUUCAUCAUUCAGGAGACCACUGAGGCACAAGAAGAUUUUUUUCGUUCACCUUAUCGCUUUCAAGGUGCCUUGUCGUCCAGUCGCUAGCGAAAAUCUUUGCAUUUGGUUUGAGAUCCAUUGGCAUUGUUGAUUCGUGAUCUUCACCUUGAAUGAUCAAAUCGUUGGUUGGAAGUAUCAUAACCUGCAUAUCUUGUUAAUAAACGGUUUUAUCUUGCAGCGCUAACAGAAGAGUCGAUUUCUUUCGUAGGCAAGACUUUUUAGCCAACUGCAUUUGUACAAAAGCCAUGCUAAAAUGAAUGAUUUGGACGGAAUUUCAACGCCUGCGUGGGAGAGUACUAUGAAUACGAGUGUUAAACAACAGAUCGAGAAUGGUAUGAUCGAUAUCGAGCUAGUAUUUCUUGUGUUCGCCUUUAUCAUGGUCGCCGUUGGCCUGGUCGGAAACGUCGUGAUCAUUAUUUCGGGACUUAGAUUGCCGAUGACCAGAAAAAAAGGCGUCACGACGGGCUCCAGGUAUUACAUUAUCAACUUAGCUUCGGCCGACCUUUGCGUGCUGAUCGUCUAUUCGGUGACAGACCUCACUCCGUUGUUGCAUCCAUGGGGCCUUGGUGAUUUCAUGUGCAAGGCGCUUUUACCCUUGCGGGAUGUUUUUCUUAUCGUCUCCUUGGUAACGAUCACGACGUUGAGUUUAGAACGAUACUGGCUUAUAACACGACCGCUACAGCAUCAGGGAAACAAGAGCAUCGCAAAAGUGGUCUUGGUAUUCAUUUGGAUCGCGUCGUAUCUCGUGAACGGCUUGCCAUUGUUACUUCUGACACGACUUGUAAACACGCAGGACGGUGUAAUUUGCAUGCUAAAAUAUCCAUCGGUUCUCCAUAUGAAGGUUCACGUCGGCUUUGGUAUCGCUAUUAUUCUCAUCCCAUUUCUUAUCGUCACAUUUUGUUAUGUAGCUAUAGGCAUCACACUACAAAAUGUCUACAAAAAACACAGCCAAAACAUGUUACAUGGCUACGACGAGGCUGGGAACAAACACACGGUUACAUUAAUCUUGCGCAGCAAACGGCUGGUCAAAGUUCUGAUCGUCCUCCUCGUUGCGUUUGCUAUUUGUAAUCUGCCCGUUGUUCUCUACGUACUUGCGCAUUUCUUUUACAAAUUUGAGCAGUUCGAACACCAAAAAACCUUGUAUACUUUUUUCCAAUGUAUGAUGGUCUACGGGAGUGGUGUUAACCCGCUUAUUCUACUUCUAAUGGCAUCGGAGUAUAGACUUUGCAUCGUGGAGUUGAAAGAGAUGCUCAGAAAACUCUGUACUGGGUUUUGUGGCGGAAGUCGCUUAGGAAAAGAGCGCCCAGAUCAGCCAUAUUGUGCUAUGUUGCAAGACAAAAACAUACCAACGACACCCGUGUAAUCAUGCGUUUAUAUCAUGCACUGAAUAUUUUCUAGAUGCCAUGCAUAAAAGCUCGUAAGAGUUUAUGACAUGUCCUGCAACAAGCCUACCUUUAUUACUGGAUACUGGACUAAAUGUACUAUGUGUAUCAUUUAUAUUAGCCACAGACCUAUUAGAUAUACUAUAGGUCAGUGAUAUUAGCUAAGAAAAUUGAGUUAUGAGAAAUAUGAAGAAUUAUAUGAGAAGCGUAACGGACUUUUAGGAGCAGUGUUCUCACAAUCAAAUUUUGAAAUCCCAAAAACAACCCAAAAACUCCUUAGACUGGUGACUAAAAUUUAUUGGUCACAAACUGGUCACCGCUACAGUUGCUAGUGUUCCUCCCUCUGUUGUAUGUUUUUCAGUCUUGCAAUCUUGUUUUAUAGUUACUAAGAACUGAACUAGCCACUAGAAACUAGUUCAUUUUUAAAAUAUUUGCUGCAUGAAGACUUAAAAGAAGAAGCAGUAUACACUAAAUACAAUGUUUCAGUGUAUUAAUGUUCUGAUUAACAGACAGUAACUUUAGCCAUUUUAUACACAGUUAAACAAGAAGACCAAGUACAUAUAUGCAAUUAUGUACAAAUAGUCGUUAAUUUCUCACUCAAAAAAUCUCUUAUACGUCCCAAGGGCAAUAUAUGUUUUUCAAAUACAUUGAAAAAUCCUGCAUGAAAAACCUACAACUAGGGUUCCUACCCUAAAAGUAACAGCACGGCAUGCCCUAUCAAGAGAUCUAGCUGAUAAACGUACAAGCCACUUAAUAAUAGAGAAGUUGAGAGAUGUUCAAGGCAAUCAUUAAAUAAAUAAUUCUUUCAACAGGGCAACCUCGUUCCCAGGGUCUUUUUUACUCAGGGGUGUCAUGCAACUAUUUUGAGCAAAACAUAUAAUUUCUUAGUUAUUUUAAAAUUUUAAAACUAGUUAAAAUAAGCUUCCACAAAG